AUGACGGGAGCGAGAUCGUCUGUUAUCGUGUCGACGCAGGCUGGCAAAAGAGGGGCAGUGGUCGCUCAUAUGAUAGUCUGUCUGGUACACAAGAACAUUGGCCUACCCCCCGGUAAAUUUACCAGAAAAGGAGCAAUUCUUAAUUACCUCAGAAGAGCCAAGAGAAAGGCAAGAAAAAGAAGACUUAAGCGAAAGUUGGAAAGGGGAAACAAAUCAACCACAGCUGAGGUUAGGGAAGAACCCACCUAUGAACCAGGUGUUGAGUUUAACGAUCUAGAAGUAGAUGAUGUGGAAGCCAUCCCACCUCCACAUUACCCCCCUUUAGAAUCUCCACCAGUGGGUUCUGUAAGUUAUGUGUACUUUGAUCUAGAAGCAACUGGAUUUGAGCGGGAUUCCCACAUUACUCAAUUUACUCAAAUUGCGGCUUUAGAUGAAGACAGUGAUGAAUAUUUCUGUACAUAUGUGAUUCCCCAAAAGCCCAUCAGUACACAAGCAUCCAAAGUAACGGGACUUGCAUUGAACGGUACAACUUUGCAUCACAAUGGAAAAGCAGUUAAAGCAGUACCUAUUCAAGAAGCUCUACAAGAUCUCAUUUCCUUCCUUGGCAAUCUUCCAUCUAAGAAACCAAAGAUUCUUGUUGGACAUACCAUAAAAUCAUAUGAUUGCCCCAUUCUUAUGAAUGCUUUGAGGAACUGCAAUACUGAAGACAGAUUUGAAGAAGGAGUUAUUGGAUUUCUGGAUACUAUGAAACUUUUUAAACUUUCUUUUCCGUCUCAGAAAUCCUACUCUCAACAACAUUUAAGCCAAGUUUUACUUGCUGAGGGCUUUACUUAUGAAGCGCACAAUGCCUUGGAAAGCGUCAUCCGAUUCAAGGGAAUGAAAAAUGGAAGAAGGUUAGAUAGAACGAUGUUUAGAAGUGGGGAUGGCUUCCCAAAGGAGCUGGAAAAUGCACCCUCCAAUGCCAUUUUUAUAGAUGGUUUAAAAGGCGUUGGAAUUAAACGCAAACCGACCGAAAAGAGGUCAAAACAAAGUACUAAAAGACUCUCCAUGCCUACAGUUGGGGUAAUUGAGGGUCCAAAUGAGACGGAGGUUAGCCAGGAGACCCAGUUUGUUGAGGAGAAAUACGAUGGGCAGUAUGAAAUUGACAUUAAUAAACUCCUCUUGGCACCUUCUGAAUAUAGUUCAAGAGAAGUGGAUCAGGGUUGGGUGGAUGAGAUUAAACAUGCCAUCCUCACUGCGCCUGGUGGGCCUGUCACUGUAUUUCCAGUCCUAUUUGAUCCUUCG
Saccostrea cuccullata (small rock oyster) is the source of this 1284-nucleotide messenger RNA. RefSeq lists its product as uncharacterized. Gene Ontology annotation, cellular component: cytoplasm. The annotation marks the transcript as partial. The record is from RefSeq and is a predicted model, not a curated record. Gene Ontology annotation, biological process: DNA catabolic process. Gene Ontology annotation, molecular function: nucleic acid binding; 3'-5'-DNA exonuclease activity. NCBI's taxonomy places the organism in Eukaryota, Metazoa, Mollusca, Bivalvia, Ostreida, Ostreidae. The transcript is spliced from 8 exons.